Messenger RNA from Paramecium pentaurelia, 1630 nucleotides. NCBI's taxonomy places the organism in Eukaryota, Ciliophora, Oligohymenophorea, Peniculida, Parameciidae. The record is from the annotation of a GenBank genome assembly.
UGAUGAUUUUUCAAAUUGGUUAAAGUGAUGGUCGAAAAUUCUGGUGUACAAAUAAUAUUCCAAACUUUGAUAUUGAUGAAGUAUAAAAUGUGAAGAUAGCUAAUUUCUAUAAGAUUGGUAAAACCUUCGGGUAAAAAUGCUUGCGUCAGUAUUUCCUAAUUAAACAAUACUUAUUCUAUUCAGAUGUGGGGAAUUUUAAAAACAUAAAAGGUUAUGUUAGAUUAGAUGGUGUAUAUUUAUAAUUCCAAACAGUGAAUUAGGAAUACUAAAUAUAUCUGAGGAAUAAUGGAUUUUAAAUAAUCUUGUGCACAGAUAUAGUUGAAUAAUUUUAGGAAUGGUCAUAAAUGUUGUCUUUGAAAUGCAUCUUAACAACUUUUGAAAAGGAUUAUAAAAUUGGUGCUCUAAUUGGAAAUGGAAGUUUCUCUACAGUAUAAAUAGUUUUAAAUUAGGUUUAUAAAUGUUGGAACCAUGAAGGAGAAUUGUUUGCUGUGAAAGCUAUUACUAAACAAUCAUCAAAAUAAUUAAAAAUAAACAAAUAAUAUGAGUUAUAGUUAUUAAGUGAGAUCAAUGCUUUAAGAGAAUUUAAUCAUGAUAACAUUUUAAAACUACAUUAAGUUUAUGAAAAUACUGAAAAAUUAUAUUUAGUUACAGAAUAUAUAAAUGGAUAUGAAUUGAUUUCCAAAGCAACUAGUAAAAUCCCUUAUUCAUCUAAUGAAUUAUAAAGUUUUGUAUAUCAAAUGUUGAUGGCAAUUCAUUUAAUACAUUCAUAAAAUAUUAUGCAUAGAGAUAUUAAACCAUAAAAUAUAAUGCUUAGAAAUGGUUAACUAAACUCUCCAAUUUUAAUUGAUUUUGGAUUAGCUGUAAGUACAUAAGUUAAAGAUAUUCCAUUUCCUUCUUGUGGUUCUUUAGGGUAUAUAUAUUAAAUUAUAUAUUUAAAGUUAUUCUGCUCCAGAAAUUAUAAGAUUUGAAGAAACAAAAAAAUAAUAUAAUGGACAAUGUGAUAUUUUUAGUUUUGGAGUUACUUUAUUUUCUAUGUUAAAUUAUUUAAAUAUCUUUAGAUUAUAUGGUUAUAAUCCAUUUAAAGGACAUGAUCAAAAAUCAACAGUAAAAAGGAAUGCUGAUGCCUACUUUGAGAUUCCUAGUUCUCAAUAUCCUCCAGAAUGUAUUCAAUUUUAUUAUUCUAUUAAUAGUAGGUAAUCUCAUUUUGUUAAUGACUAAAAAGUACCCUAAAGAUAGAAUUACUGCAUAAUAAGCACUUAAUCAUCCAUUUUUUUAAGUUAAAUUUUAUUUGUAGAUUUAUUUACCAAUGUCUAUAAUAACUAAAUAAUAAUAUGAGAUGAGUAAAAAUGAUAAGAAUAUAAAUGUACAUACUAGUUUAGAAAUGGAUUGGUAAUUUGGAUUAAAUAAUUAAUUUUUGAAUUCUUCAUGUUCCCCUUAAAAUUAAAAAAAUCGUACAUCCACUGUUAAUAGUAAUCCUUAGAGAAAAUUGACUAUUCCAUCACUAGAUUAAAUUGAUGAGUUUCAAUUAGAUGUGUUUGAAGAUUCUAUUGAAACAAGCCAUAUAGAAAAAUUGAAAAUGAAUCAAAAUCACUUUUACAAUCAAAAGAAUUUAUUGAAUUCAAUUCUCUGA